UAUCUUUUCAAAUCCUGGAACGAGAUCCUUACGAAUUAAGCGAAUUUUGGUUUGAUUGAUGGAAACAGAAGAUUGUAGAGAGCGGCAAAUGGCGAUCGAGUACGAACCAAUCAAGGGAUACGCUAAUGAUUCGGAGGGUUCCGUUUAUGCGCAAGACAAGUAUUUGGGCAUUGGUAUUGAUAUAGACAAUGCAGAGAAAAUCCAAGAUGAUGAUGAGAAGAAAUUGAGUCAGUUGGCUAUUCAGAUCUCCUACCCGAACAUUGUUAACAGAGGUGAAGAAAGUCCCUUAGUCCCCACUUCCACCUCAACAAACCUUCCUCUCCACCGCCAACAGCCGCCGCAGCGGCUCGUUUCCUUGGACGUUUUCCGGGGGCUCACCAUUGCGCUAAUGAUACUUGUAGACGAUGUUGGUGGCCUUCUUCCAGCUAUCAAUCAUUCACCAUGGAAUGGUUUAACCCUUGCAGAUUAUGUCAUGCCAUUUUUCCUCUUCAUAGUUGGUGUUUCACUAGGACUGACAUACAAGAGAGUGUCUUGCAGAGUUACUGCAACUAGAAAGGCAAUAUUGCGGGCGCUGAAGCUUCUGAUUUUAGGCCUUUUUUUACAAGGAGGCUUCUUCCAUGGGAUCAAGAAUUUAACAUAUGGGAUUGAUAUUGAUCAAAUGAGGCUGAUGGGAAUACUGCAGAGAAUUGCAAUAGCAUACUUAGUAGCUGCAUUGUGCGAGAUUUGGCUGAAGGGUGAUAAUCAUGCAACUUCACAGUUAGCUCUGCUGAGAAAGUAUCAAUUUCAGUGGCUUGCUGCUUCUGUGCUUGCUGUCAUAUACAUUUCCUUGUUAUAUGGCUUGUACGUACCCACUUGGCAAUAUCAGAUUCCAGAUUCAACUUCUUCCUCGGCACCAAAGAUUCUUUCAGUGAAUUGUGGAGUACGUGGUGACACUGGACCAGCUUGUAAUGUGAUUGGAAUGAUUGAUCGUAAAAUACUUGGUAUUCAACAUUUGUACAGGAAACCUGUAUUUGAAAGAACAAAGCAAUGCAGCAUUAACUCACCUGAUAAUGGCCCAUUACCUUUUGAUGCCCCUACUUGGUGCCAAGCCCCUUUUGAACCAGAAGGACUUCUGAGUUCAGUGAUGGCAGUUGUGACCUGCUUGGUCGGUUUACAUUAUGGGCAUAUGAUUGUCCACUUUAAGGAUCACCGUGAUCGAAUUCGUCUGUGGCUAAUUCCAUCUUCAGCUUUUCUAGUCUUGGGGCUUGCCUUGGACAUUUUUGGAAUGCAUAUUAACAAGGCUCUUUACACAUUCAGUUACAUGUGUGUUACUGCUGGUGCUGCUGGCUUUCUCUUUGCCGGAAUCUAUCUACUGGUUGACAUCUAUGGAUAUCGACGCAUGGCAUCAGUGUUGGAGUGGAUGGGAAAGCAUGCAUUGAUAAUAUACAUCCUUGCAGCCUGCAACAUCAUUCCAAUCAUCAUACAGGGAUUCUAUUGGAAGCAACCCCAAAAUAACAUUCUUAGCUUAAUUGGAAUUGGAAGAUGAAGUGACCAUUCUGUUGCAGUCCAUGGAAAUAUUGGUUUUUUCUCUACCUCUUUUAUCAACUUCCUACUGUGAUUCUCUCUCUCUCUCUACUUAAGUUGACCUCAAACCGGAGUGAGAAAAUAGAGGUAUAGUGUAGGCAGGUGGAAAAUAUGUUUUGUAUAUCAAGAGUACUGAGCAGAGCAAUGCUUUCUUGAGCAUUCUACUUCCAAAUAUUUUAGGACAAUUUGAUAUCAUCUCUAUUGAUUGAAGAUCUAAUGAUAUUCUUAUCAUUUUGGCACUGAGAAACCAGCUUAAUUGGAAAUGAAAGGGUUAUUUUUUUA
Messenger RNA from Hibiscus syriacus, 1845 nucleotides. RefSeq names its product heparan-alpha-glucosaminide N-acetyltransferase-like. NCBI's taxonomy places the organism in Eukaryota, Viridiplantae, Streptophyta, Magnoliopsida, Malvales, Malvaceae. The transcript is spliced from 13 exons. The coding region runs from base 59 to 1525 and encodes 488 amino acids. The record is from RefSeq and is a predicted model, not a curated record.